CAAACUGUAAACAAGUUCAAACCAAUAUUAUUUUAUGUUAGUCCUUUUUCUCAAAUUUUCUGCAAGAUCUUUCCAAGUGACCAGAUAAGCGUGUCCCAAAGACCAAUUUAACCUCUAUUCUUGUCAAAUCCUAAUUCUUUGUGAAACUUAUGAGUGAUCAACAAGAAAGACUAUGGACUGCUUUAAUGGAUGAAUCAGAGAUUUUUCCUGUACCAACAUCAGAUGAUAUUCCAACUCAUAGUACUCCAGUUAAGCCCUCCAUUCCACCAUUUACAACAAGGAGUAGAUCCCAUUCCAAGAAAGUAUUAAGUGUUCCUCCACAAGGUUUAUCUAAUCCAUCAAGCUCCUCUCAUAUACCUUCAACUCUUUCACUUAAACACUAUAAUGAGGCACAUUCUCUAAAAGAUUAUGAAGAUAAAUAUGGAUCUUAUUUACGGGACAUAGAUAAAACACCACAGAACAAGGAUGUACCUGAAGAGGACAAGAAAUAUGUACAAAUAUUCAAGGAUGUUUAUAAAGAGGAAAAGAAAUGUGUACAAACAUUAAAGGAUGAUAAUCUUAUCUCAUUACCAGAUCAUUCAAAAAAAAUGAGACAUGAAAAUCAACAUUCAGAAAACUCUAAACAUCUUGGUUUAAAUACAUCAGAUUCAAAAACUGGAACCAGAAAUCAUCACAACCAUAGCAGACCAAUUUAUUCAAUCAGUUCACAAUUAACUAACAACCAAUCCUCUAAGGUACCUGUAGGUGUAGAUGAUUCUUUUCAUGGUCUGUUUAAUAAACAUUCUGUUGGUACAAAAAUUGAACAUUCUGCAAACCAUGUGAAGGAGUUGUUUAAUUUUAAACCAAAAGAUAAAAAAGAGGACAGUUCAAAGAGAAAAAACAUGAAUCAUACUGGGUCAUUCAGAGUUCAGACUGACAGAAAUGAAGUUGCUGAUAACAAUGACAAUGCUCCCGGAAGUCCAAGGGGUUACUUUCGUCAUGGUAAUGGAAAGCUGACAGAACAGUUUUCUUUAAGAGGAAACAGUUCAAGUAUGGAUACAUCAACUAUAAAUAAACAAAGAUGUGAGAUUCAGAUGCUGGUUGCUGAGUUGAGAGAUCGUGAUCGAGAGCUAAAUGAGAUGACUCAAGCACAUCAGCAUCAGUUACAGGCAUGGGAACAGGACAGGCAUAGGCUGUUAACACUUGAAGAAAAAUGUCAUCAGUAUCAAGAGGAGGUCAAGCACAGAACUAAACAGUUAAGACAAGCAAUUGCACAGCUGAGGUCAAUGAGAAAUGAAACUACAUCACAAAACUCAACAUUGGAGACAACACAAGAUCAACUGAAUAAAAUCACAGAGGAAAAUUCUAGACAGGUCAAAUAUGUACAGGAUUUAAAGGAUGAAAAUAUAAGAUUAAGAAGUGUAUUAAAAGACAUAUCCAGUAUAAAGGGACAGUUUCAAGCCAAAGAACAGGAGCUUCUCACUAAAAUUAAACUGAAGGAUAACGAUUUAGAACUGGCUACAGCUCAAAUAAAGGAGUUAAGUGACAGAUUACGCCAAUUAGACAUCAGAGCAAGGGAGUGUCUGGAGAAAGAGCUAGAAUCAGUUAAUCAGACAAACCACUGGAAGGAUCAGUAUAUAGAAAUGAAAAAUAAUCUGAAGGAAUCUAGUGAGGUUUUAAAGAAAAAAGAUGAGGAGUUACAAAAUCAGAUGACAAUAACAGACCAAACUAAACAAGUGCUAGGAAAUUUACAGGAUGAGUAUAACAGUAGAGAGAAAUGUAAGGACCAGUUGAUUGAAUCUCUAAAAUCAAAACAGACAAGAACAGAUUCACAGCUAAAGCAACUUAGAGAGUUGUUUGAGAGACAGCAGAGGGAACUGACUCUGUUACAGUUGAAUUUGGAAAGUUCUAAAGAAGUUAUACAUAAGCAACAAAGUAGUUUAGAAGAAUUGAGUGCUUCAAGAAGUUGUUUCUCUUGUAGUAAAUCAUUCAGUCGAAUAACAGCAGAUUUAUCUCCACAACAAACUUUUGCAGAAUCCAUGAAGCAAAAACGAUCGCUUUCUCCCUCAAUACAUUACUCUGAAAAAUAUAAAACUCCACAGUCUGAACAUGUACAAAAGGCUAUGUUAGCAGACAUUGAAACUUUUGCAUAUGAACCAUCAAAAGAAAAUAUAAAUGACCAGAAUAAUCUGAUGAUAUAUGAUGAAAGGGAGACAAUUCAAGAGGGUGAAACUGGUGAAAAUAAUAUUAAAAAAAGGUUUGAUCAACAUUUGCGCAAUUUAAGUGGUGAAGCAACAAUAGAUGAUAAGUAUGUUGAGGAUAAACAGGAUUAUGGACAGUUUUUUGGUGCUAAGGAAAGUGGAAUAAGUAGUUUAACUAGGGACAGUGGAAUAAGUGGGACACACCAAGUUGACUUUACUGUUCAACAAAUGUCCUCAUCCAGGAGACAGAGAGUUUCUUUUGAAGAAAAGUUGUCCAAUUAUCUAGAUGAUGAAGAUGAUGAAGACAAUAAUUUGAAUAAUAGUUUUAAUUUAGGAAGUCCAAGAAAAGAGGUGGAGGCCUCACCAUCCAGUAAGUUGCAGAAGCUGUUAUUAGAAUCUCGACAGAUGAUAGCUGGUCUAGAGAAAACAGCAAAAAUUAGCAUUAGAGAGGAAGAAGAUAAGAAAAAUGGUGAAUGUAAGGAUGAAAUAAAAUAAGGAAAUUUUCAUAAUCUUAAACACGGUUUGCAAAAAUAUACUUAUUUUCAAGAAAAAUGCAGAGCACGCCAGUCUACUCAUUGUCAUUGGAACUUUCAAUAUCAAAAUAAUGUGCUUAGUUAAUAUUACUAUUCAAAGUUUUGUCUGUUCUAGCCAAAAAAAUAAAAUGUUAUAAGAGAAAAACAUAAUUUACAAAAAUGAUUACCCUUUUAUAGCUUUGAUUGUUUUUAACAGUUCAGGGCAUUUUGAUUAUUCCAUAUAAAUCUAUGUUCAUUGGAGUUUAUUUGCAUUAUUUGUGUAUUUCAAAAUGAAGUCCCUUUGAAUUUACUUUAUUGACAUACAGUUUUAAUAUAACUGCAUGUCAUUUGAUUUUGGCGGUAAUUUUUCCUAUACUUGACUGAAUUAGCUAUGUUUAUAUAUUUAUGGAGAGAAAUUUCACAUUUUCCUGUGAUAUAUACAGCAAGUAGAAAAUGAUUUUAGGUUGAUAUAUUAGGAAGUUGUUUGUACAGCCUAGUAGUGAACUUAUUUUACUAAAAUAACCUAUAACCUGCUAUCCUCUUUGUUUCUUAAUAUGUUGACUUGGUCAUUUUUGUCGAGCCUGAGACAUAGGGAUCCUAGAUUCCGUUGUCCACGUCAACAGUGUCAACAUUUAGGUUCAGUCUGUGGUAAAAAGUUUUUUUCCAGUGCUAAAUUUUGAAAAUCUUUAUUUUCAUUUUUCUGUACUUUACUGAUAAAUGGACUUAUAUAAAAAUAUGGAUAUCUGGUGUGAUUGCCAAUGAGACAACUAUCCACCAAAGUUCAAAUGAAGUGGAUGUUAGUAAUUAUAGGCAACCGUACAGUCUUCAACAAUGAGAAAAUAGUUUUUUACAGUUAACAAGCUCAGUCUGAGGUUAAAGUUUUUCAGUCAUCAAUAACUUUGUCAAACCUUCAUGGAAUAUUAUGAAAUUUAGACAGAAGCUUGUUAAGGACCAAAAUAAAGUAUCCAGAGCAAAAUUUCAUUUUUUUUUGUAUUUUACUGAUAAAUGGACUUAGUUUUUUUUUACAAAGUCCUCAUCUUUCUUAACUGUAAUAGUUACCUUAGUUACUCAUUUUAUUGGUUCAUUGAUAAACAAUUCAAUAUUUCAUUCAGUCUUAAGCACAAAUGCAGCUGAGAUACUUCAGCAUGAUUACUCUUGUUUAAAUGGAUACAACCAGAAUAUUUUUAUUUUCAUAGAUCAGAAUUUGAAGAGAAUAUAUUGAAUAGGGCAAUACUUUAUGUCGAAUUGUUAAUUUAUUUUUAUAUUUUUAUUUAUUUACUUAUAAGAAAUAAAAUCAUUUUAAAGCAG
This is a messenger RNA of Mytilus californianus (California mussel), 4000 nucleotides long. RefSeq names its product repetitive organellar protein-like. NCBI's taxonomy places the organism in Eukaryota, Metazoa, Mollusca, Bivalvia, Mytilida, Mytilidae. The record is from RefSeq and is a predicted model, not a curated record. The coding region runs from base 150 to 2675 and encodes 841 amino acids. The transcript has 14 exons.